AACCGCGUUUUGCCUUUUUGUUUCCCUUAUUCCUUUAUAUUUCAUUUCCUCCUCACAACUCACAACUCAACUCAACAAAUUCAUAAACUUGUUUCCUCUAAAUCCUAAUCUCUUCCUUCCCGCCAUGAAAUUUUCUCAAUCUUCUUAUAACACUAAUACCACCUUCCAUGGCUGCUUCUCUCCUCUCUUUGCUAUUACUACCACUUCUUCUUCUUCUGCCAACACUUCAUUCCCUCUCAACUGUUUCCAUUUCUGAAACUUCUAACCAAAUUCUUAUCUGUGCAGUGACAUUGACAGUACAAUCCAACAACAGCCGAUCUUUUUCUAAGUCUUUCAAUUGUACUAACUUUGGUACCGGGAUUCGACUUCCGUCUUCCAAUCCCGAUUUUUCGGAAACUGUUUCAGGAAAUGGUUUCGUUUGCGGGUUGACUAAGUUGCCUCAACAAUCCGCCUUGCUUUGCUGGAGAUUCUCCACCGUUACUGGUGCCUCGGAUUUUCAGUACAAGCGAAUCUACCUUGGUCCAUAUCUGAGUGAACUCGACGCGGGAGAUUCCCACAUUUGUGGAAUAGUCAGCGGGACCAAUCGCCUUGAAUGCUGGCAAUGGCACGGAUUCAACUCCUCCUCCGGGAGUCAACAGAAUUUCUCCAAAAUCUCAGUUGGGCAGAAUUUCUUGUGCGGGAUAUUGGGAGAUACUCAAAACGUCUCUUGCUUAGGGAGCAACAAUGGCGUCGUGGGGAGUGUGCCCGGAGGAAGAUAUACUGAAAUCGCUGCUGGGUUUUCUCACGCUUGCGCAAUCGCCACGAAUGGAAGCUUGGAAUGUUGGGGAGAUAGUCAAGGAAGAGAUAAUCAGCCCCAAGAAAAGUUCCAGUCCCUGGCUUUGGGAGAAAACCGAAGCUGUGGUUUGAGACCAAACGGAACAGUGAUUUGCUGGGGCCAAAACAACUUCGCCUUGCCACAGUCUCUUAGGCAGAGUGAGUUCAUCGCUAUCGAAGCAAAACGCAGAGUUUUUUGUGGAGUUUUGAAUUCCAACUUCUCUUUGCAUUGUUGGGGUAACCGAUACUUUGAGUCUAAAACUGUUGUGUUUGACAAAGUCUUGCCUGGUCCCUGCAGAAGUAAAUGUCUCGGUUCAGUGUUACCAGGCUCUGGGUUAUUCUGCCCACAAGGAUUAAGUGUUUGUAGAGCAGAGAUACCCAAUUCUUUGCCUUCUCCUUCACCGGAGACUCCAGUUCCACCGCCACCUCCUCCUCCGCCGCCCUCGCCCCGUCGGAAGUCGGGUUGGAGUAAGCAAAUGGUGGCUUUUCUUGUGGUGGGUUGCGUUGGAACAACGGCAUUAGUAUUGGUUUGUUGUUUCUUUAUUUGGUUAAGGUUUUCUAAGGUUAGUGGGAGUCGAGUACAUGACUCAGGCCGGUUAGACGAUGCAGUUGAAGCUGGUUCUAGCAGAAACAACCAGAGUGGUCCACGCAGCACUAAUGAUCAUCAUCAUCGUCAAAGCCACUCUGGUCCGGUGCUUGAAAAGCGACUAAGCCAUUUAAUCAGUCUAGGAAACAAUGGGAAUCACUUGGAAGAAUUCUCCUUAGGGGUCCUCCUUGAAGUCACUGACAAUUUCUCUGAAGAGCGAAAAAUUGGAAGUGGCAGUUAUGGUUCGGUGUACUACGGAAAGCUAGACGAUGGCAGAGAAGUAGCCAUCAAAAGGGCUGAAGCAUCGACAUCUUCGUCGUUUGUGGGUGCUACUGCCACAAAACGACAAGAGGACAGAGACAACGCUUUCGUCAGAGAACUAGAAUUCCUUUCACGGUUAAACCACAAGAAUUUGGUUCGCUUAAUUGGGUUUUACGAGGACAACAAGGAGAGAGUUUUGGUGUACGAGUACAUGACCAAUGGCUCCCUCCACGACCAUCUCCACAAACCACACGAGAGCUCGCCCUCGCCUCUCAUCAGCUGGUCCGAGCGAAUCAGGGUGGCCCUUGACGCAGCCAGAGGGAUCCAAUACCUCCACGACUACGCAGUCCCUUCAAUCAUACACCGUGACAUUAAGUCCUCCAACAUACUAUUGGAUGCCACGUGGACUGCCAAGGUGUCAGACUUUGGCCUCUCAUUAUUGGGGCCCGAAGAUGACGUGUCACACCUCUCUCUUCGUGCUGCGGGGACAGUAGGUUACAUUGAUCCAGAAUACUUUCGGCUCCAAAUUUUAACCACUAAGAGUGACGUUUAUAGUUUUGGGAUAUUGUUGCUCGAGUUACUUUCGGGGUUAAACGCCAUUCAUAAAAAUGAAAUCGGGGUGCCAAGAAAUGUGGUCGAUUAUAUGGUACCAUUUAUUAUACAAGAUGAGAUACACAGAGCUUUAGAUCCAAACGUCCCACCACCGACUCCAUUUGAGAUUGAGGCAGUGGCAUAUGUGGGGUACUUGGCUGUUGAUUGUGUCACAUUGGAGGGUCGAGACAGACCAUCUAUGACAGAAAUUGUAAGUAGCUUAGAACGAGCCUUGGCUGCGUGUUUGGCUCGGCCACAGCUCUCUCGGUCCUCAACCGAGUCUUCCACGUAGAUAUUACACCACCAACUCUGACUUGGUCAAUUUGUAAAUCAAAACUGAUUCUUCAUUUCUUUUCUCUGUAUUUAAUUUUUAUUUAUUAUUAUUAGUAUUAUUUCACACGUAAAAAAAUUCAAAAA
Messenger RNA from Cannabis sativa, 2668 nucleotides. Its product is annotated as serine/threonine-protein kinase-like protein CCR4. Bases 168 to 2543 code for a protein of 791 amino acids. The transcript has a single exon. Lineage: Eukaryota; Viridiplantae; Streptophyta; Magnoliopsida; Rosales; Cannabaceae. The record is from RefSeq and is a predicted model, not a curated record. Gene Ontology annotation, molecular function: ATP binding; protein serine/threonine kinase activity. Gene Ontology annotation, biological process: protein phosphorylation.